UAUUUUCCCCUCUCUGUCUGCAGCUGCUGGCGUCCGUCAGCCUUCCAGCACAAGGUUGUGGUUAAAGGACGCCAGCCUCCCAUGGAGCAGUCAGCCAUGAAGCUUCAGACUGUGACACUGGCCGUCGCGUUCCUGCUCUCGCUGCUUUUAGCUGAGAGCUGGUGCAGGAACGAGGAGGAGCGUCUCAUCAACCACCUGUUCAAAGAGCGAGGCUACAACAAAGAGCUGCGUCCCGUCAUGAGGCAGCAGGACACGGUGGACGUCUACCUCGCCCUCACGCUCUCCAACCUCAUCUCCCUGAAAGAAGUGGAUGAGACGCUGCUGACCAAUGUUUGGAUAGAGCACACGUGGUACGACUACCGCCUGUCCUGGAAUAAGACGGAGUUUGAUGGCAUCCAGGUGCUCCGCCUGCCGUCCAGCAUGCUGUGGCUGCCUGAGAUCGUGCUAGAGAACAAUAAUGAUGCCCAGUUCCAGGUGGCCUACUACUGUAACGUUCUGGUGUAUGACGAUGGGCUCUGCUACUGGUUGCCUCCUGCUAUUUUCCGUUCCUCGUGCUCCAUAAACGUCAACUACUUCCCCUUUGACUGGCAGAACUGCACGCUCAAGUUCACCUCUCUGACGUACAACGCCAAAGAGAUCAGGAUGCUGCUGAAGACGGAAGAUGUCCAUGAUACAAUCCAGCAGCGAACGAUAGAGUGGAUUGUUAUUGACCCUGCCAGCUUCACAGAGAACGGUGAGUGGGAGAUCAUCCACCGUCCGGCCAGGAGAAACACCUACAAACACAUCCCCAAGGAGAGCAACAAGCACCAGGACAUCACCUUCUACCUCAUCAUCAAGCGCAAGCCUCUGUUCUACAUCGUCAACAUCAUCAUCCCCUGUGUGCUCAUCUCCUUCCUGGCCUCGCUCGUCUACUACCUGCCCGCCGACAGUGGUGAGAAGAUGACGCUGUCCAUCUCGGUGCUGUUGGCUCAGUCCGUCUUCCUGCUGCUGAUCUCUCAGCGGCUGCCGGAGACGUCCAUGUCUGUACCGCUCAUAGUCAAGUACCUGAUGUUCAUCAUGGUGUUGGUCACGGUGGUGGUGUUGAACUGUGUGGUCGUCCUCAACCUGCACUUCAGGACACCGAGCACGCACGUCAUGACCGAGUGGACCAAGAAGUUUUUCCUUGAGCGGUUGCCCCGGAUCUUGCGUAUGUCCCAACCUGUAGAGCCGGAGCCUUACUGGGAUGGAGUGUUGCCACGGCGAUCCAGUUCGGUGGGCUAUAUCGCCACGGCAGAGGAGUAUUACAGCGUCAAGUCCCGCAGCGAGCUGAUGUUUGAGAAGCAGUCAGAGAGACACGGACUGACGAAGCGGCCCACGCAUGCUGCAGUGGUGAAACCACAAAACGACGGCGGCGUGACGGAGCAGCUUUACUCAGAGAUCAAGCCGGCCGUGGAUGGAGCCAACUACAUCAUCAAACAUAUGCGCAACAAGAACGACUACAAUGAGGAGAAGGAUAACUGGAGCGGUAUCGCCCGCACCGUGGACCGGCUCUGCCUCUUCCUGGUCACCCCAGUCAUGACCCUGGGCACCAUCAUCAUCUUCCUGAUGGGGCUGUGUAACCACCCUCCACCUCUGCCCUUCGAAGGAGACCCACAUGACUACACUGAAGAGAACUACCGCCUGCUGUAGUAACACGGACACACACACGCACACGCACACACACACACACACACACACACACACACACACACACACACACACACACACACACACACACACACACACACACACCCUGUCUAGUGCUUUUCCAACACAGUUUGUUUUUUCUUUGUUUACGAUUGAAGUGAGUUGAAUGCAUAUAUGAAAGGAGUGUAGUUUAAAUAAACAUUUGAUUGGACGUUGUUUUUGCUUGUUGCUUACAUUACCACAAUUAAAGUAGCAUAUUUACUAUGAUAACAUACAACAACAGCAACAUACAUACAACAAAAAUAACAAUGGUAAGAGACUAAACAAUUUAAAUGUAAAUGUUUAAAGUUUGUUGACAUCAGAGUAAAUGCAUUAAAAUAAACUUCUCACAGAUGUUUUAUUUAAUGAUCAAAUUACUACACUGUUAAUUAUGGAGCAAAAUGGAGCAGGUGAAACAUUUACGUUUGUUAUGUGAAAAAUAGUUUUUUCCUUAUUGUAUGCAGUUAUUACAGUAUAUGAUUUAUGACUUAUGUUCAGCAAUAAUAUCUUAUGUUUUGUCUUCCAUCUGUUUUAUGUAUUUUAUAUGUCACCUAGAUUGUUCAAUGCUUGUCUCUGCCUGAUAAACUCUGGACUCUAGCUCCCAAACCCAAGGCCGGGGAGUUGUGUCUCUGUCUGUACAUUAGGAAUGUAAACAUCUCCACACACGGCAACAGUGAUGUGAUGGUGCAUGCAGUUUGAUUGGGCUACACAGACGGUCCACCGUAGUCAGACAGAGCGGUUAAAAGGCAGAAGCAACUUGAGGAUCGUGGGUUCUUUGCAUCACACCUUCGUGGUGUGUGCACUGAUCUCCCCAGCUGAUUUUUGGUUUGUUGAUGUGCACGAUCAACAAACCAUGUUUUUGAUUUGCUUUCCCAAUUAUUUUUAUUUUCCUUUAUUUUUAUAAUAAAUCACACAAAAGACAA
This is a messenger RNA of Betta splendens (Siamese fighting fish), 2627 nucleotides long. RefSeq names its product cholinergic receptor, nicotinic, delta (muscle) (gene chrnd). The record is from RefSeq and is a predicted model, not a curated record. Gene Ontology annotation, cellular component: synapse; neuron projection; postsynaptic membrane. Bases 82 to 1668 code for a protein of 528 amino acids. Gene Ontology annotation, molecular function: transmembrane signaling receptor activity; acetylcholine-gated monoatomic cation-selective channel activity. The transcript is spliced from 12 exons. Gene Ontology annotation, biological process: chemical synaptic transmission; monoatomic ion transmembrane transport; regulation of membrane potential. NCBI's taxonomy places the organism in Eukaryota, Metazoa, Chordata, Actinopteri, Anabantiformes, Osphronemidae.